GAGGCCUGACAAACAGUCUUGGAUUGUACUCGGAUAGAUUCACGUCCUGAGACACACAGACAGUAAUCAUGGUCAAGAAGUUUUCUGUGGACUGGCUCGCCCAAAGCUUUCACAAUUCGCCGCAUCAAGACAUUCUGGAGCCUGAGAAACAGACGCACAGGCCACACGUACCGUGUGUGGUUCAACCGAGACCUCCAACAUCAUAUGACAAGGUUUAUUUGCAGCCAAAACCAAAGGUUAACAAGAAAGCUGAAGAGAAACUAGAGACCGGUAAAGAGAAGGAGGGCACUACCCCGGUUACGCAAAGAAGCUGUUCAUCUCCAAGCUUUUCAGAAAACAGCGGCUAUUCGUCUGGUUACGAGAGCGAAGCAACUGCGUCUGAAUGCGCGUCCGUCGAAGAUGCGCACGAGACCGAGAAAGACGCGGCGACGCGCAGAAUCAGAACCAAAUUCACUCCAGAACAGAUCGACAAACUGGAGAAAAUCUUCACCAAGCACAAAUACUUGGACGCGGGAGAGAGAGUGAAAACAGCUUCGAAACUCAAUCUGUCAGAAACUCAGGUCAGGACUUGGUUCCAGAACCGCAGGAUGAAGCUGAAGCGGGAAGUGCAGGAGAUGCGCGCGGACUAUCUGCUCCCUAAGAUGGUUCUUCCGCACGUGCUUCCGGUUCAGUACCACUGCUACGACAGACAGCUACUUCCGUUUCCGCCUCCCGGCGCGCUGAUGCAACAGAUGAUCCCGCUGGUUUCUCAUCAUCAGCUCAUGAUGCCCAGGCAGCAUUACUUCUGAAGAAGACACACCCAGAGACUCAAUCCUCUGAAACACUUAUAUUCUGUGUGCAAUAUCUCAAUAUAUGUACAGUUAUGUUUUUUGUAAUGUUAAAUUGAAUAGAAGAGUUUAUUUAUUAUCAGAAAUAAAGUAUGUUCAAUGGCUAA
Messenger RNA from Carassius carassius (crucian carp), 934 nucleotides. Its product is annotated as homeobox protein vent1-like. The transcript has 3 exons. The record is from RefSeq and is a predicted model, not a curated record. Lineage: Eukaryota; Metazoa; Chordata; Actinopteri; Cypriniformes; Cyprinidae. Gene Ontology annotation, molecular function: DNA-binding transcription factor activity, RNA polymerase II-specific; RNA polymerase II cis-regulatory region sequence-specific DNA binding. Bases 69 to 788 code for a protein of 239 amino acids. Gene Ontology annotation, biological process: regulation of transcription by RNA polymerase II.